Saccostrea echinata is the source of this 900-nucleotide messenger RNA. RefSeq lists its product as uncharacterized. The record is from RefSeq and is a predicted model, not a curated record. Lineage: Eukaryota; Metazoa; Mollusca; Bivalvia; Ostreida; Ostreidae. The transcript has 3 exons. Bases 49 to 900 code for a protein of 283 amino acids.
ACAUCAGGGGAAGGAAAAGGAAGAAAUGUGUGUUAAUGGACAGAAAAUAUGGGCUUGACCGAAAAUGGAUAUUUCUUGAGUCUUUCGCUUUUCCCAGUCUUAGUACAAGCAGAAGAUAACACUUCAAGUGCUGAUUACCCUAAAAUCUUGACACCUAUAAUCGUCUCUUUCGGUGCACUUAUCCUCGCAUUUACCGUCGCUAAACUCGUUGACUGCUGUUGUAAGAAAACGCUCGAGAGAAAUGAAAACCUGGAGUCGCUGGAUGACAAUACUAAGAAGAUUUUACGAGCCAGAUUGAUUGUGAUUCAAAUGAAGAGGAAGGAAAUGGCAAAGGUAGCCCCAACAUUGGGAUUCUUAAAGCGUUGGUCAACACGGUCUAAAGUAUCAAAGAAUCUUCAAAUCGAGGCAACUCAAAAGGGUUCGAAUAAACAAACUGUGAUAACUGUAGAAGAAGCAAGCGAAAAGGAAAAAAAGAACAAUUCUGCUUUAGGUGGUUUUUUAAAGCAAAACAAAGUCUCAAAUGGAAUACCAAAUUUAACCAAUAAGAACCAAAAACAACAUAAUGUGUAUAAACAAAACAAAUCUGAUUCCUUAAAGGGGAGCAAAUCUGAAACUCCAACACCCACUUCCGGAAAUGCCACUUCCGGAAAUAAUUCUUCGCUUUCGCAAGUUUCAUCACCUAAAUCAGUGCCUUCGUCAGAACUUUCGAAUCAAACAUCAGGGAUUUCAAAAUCAGAUUCUGACCCGAGAAGGCCCUCAGGCAAAAGCGUAACUUUUAAUGAAAAUGUUGAAGUAAAAACAGAGGAUGAAAUAGAAAACAAACUUGAUUCUGUGAAAGUAGUAAAUGAAACUCCAACUACAGACUCUAACAAACCGUCCAACCUGAAAAAGCCAUCUUGA